Molecule: messenger RNA, 2685 nt
Organism: Cladocopium goreaui
Lineage: Eukaryota; Dinophyceae; Suessiales; Symbiodiniaceae
Source: the annotation of a GenBank genome assembly
AUGUCAGCCCAGAUGGGACAAGCAGAGCAAGCAGAACUAUUGUUCGCUUUUCUGGAGGAUUUCACUCCGCUAGAGGAAUUGAAGAAGAUGAAUCUGGAGGGAUUCGACUGGAGCUCCCGGGAUGAGACUGGAAAGACGCUGUUGGUGUUUGCUAUUCAGCACGCCCUAUAUUCUCCCAGACUUGACAAUGCACUAAAGACCAUCGACUGGCUGAUCUACUCUGGGGCGAGCGUUCAGCAAAAAUGCACUGGCGGGAAAUCAGUGCAUGUGUUCGAGGAGAAACCAGACAAGCCGCGUAUCGAUGUGGAGUGCCAGGGUCUCAGUGCCAUUUCAUUUGUGCGGGCAUUGCAGCGGAAGAUGCGUGCAAAACUGGAACAUUGGAAAGACCAGGAGGCUUUUCUAGCCAAGGUAGUCAAGUCCUUUGCAGUGGCUUGCUUCCCAAGCCCGGCUCGCCGGCGGGUGUCCAUUGACGAGGGCAUUGCAGAGUUGUGGGAAAAGUCGUUGGCGGCAAAGGAUUCGCACGACUUGACCAUUGUAACUGCUGACGACGUGGUGACCGCGCAUGGUCACAUGCUGAAAGCAGCAUCAUCCGUGGUCACUGCGAUGUUGGAAUCGCCCAUGAAGGAAGGGAAGGCCUAUCGCAUUGAAAUCAAGGACACGUCCAGCAAGGCUUUGUCACUGUUCCUCGAGAUUUUGUACACUUGCUCAGCGCAAGAGGUGCCAGACCACGAAACCGCCUUGGGUGCUUUGGACUUGGCUCAUCGCUGGCAAGUGGAGGUGGUUGUUGCAAUCUUGGCAGAUCUAUUGGCAGGUAUGAUCAAUGAUGAGAGCUUUCAAACCAUAGCGGAGCAUGCUGUGCUCAAGGGCCUUGAGAGGCUGAAGACCGCUGCCCAGCGCUUUGGCGCUGAAUCCGAAAAAGUGCAGGCCAACCGGCCCCGCGUUGUCCAAUUUCAAUCUCGGCUCAAGCUGACCUCAAAGCUGGGCGCCUCCCGGCUGCCGCGGCGCAGCUCUUCCACGGAUCGCCAUCGAAGCCCGAGCCAAAGCCCAAACGCCUCCGGAUGUGAGGCAGUUGGGGUAGAGUCCCGGGUGGAGUGGAAGUUGCCGGAGGGCACCGAGCAGUUCACGGUGCUGUUGGUGGGUGGCUCCGAUGGCCUUUGUGACACCAUUCGCCUCAGGGAGGUGAACCAGCACUUCCGACACCUGGCCGAGGAUGCUGCGAGGUGGCACUUACAGGACAGGGACCCCAGCAUCCGAAUAGAGGCCUUGAAGGCUGCCAUCUUGGCAGCUGAGAAUGGCAAGCACGGAAGGAUCACAGAAGUCUUGGAUUGCAUGACGGACAGCGACGCUGCAAUGAGGCUGUUGGCCACCACCGCCCUGUCCUACUUGAUGGACGAGACGGACCUUGAGGCUCCACAGGCGAGGGCUGCGGGGCUGUUGUGUUUCUUGGACAACGACAGCGAGGUACGUCAUGCGGCGAAAGGUCUGCUAUCCGCUGUGGGCUUUGGGCACUGCAGCAUUGUACAUGGCCUGUCGAGCAUUGUCAGCUGCCGAAAGGAGGCAUGGCUUCGGCAGGAAGCUGUUGAAGCAUUAGCCCACCUCGCGCAGCGCGGGGACACCGAGGCCUUCGCGGUGGUGGUCCGCGCGCUGAAUGACCCAGACCUGGACGUUCGCCGGGAGGCCGUGGCGGCCUUGGGGGAUGUGGCGCCCUUUGGGGAUGCUAAUGGCACUGCCCUACUGUGUGAAUGCAGUACGGAUCCAGAUCCUACGGUGCGUUGUGCGUUGGCACAUGCCAGCACCAUUAUUUCGCCGUGGGGCGAUGAAUCAAUGACAACUGCAUUGCUUAGCUUGCUCGAAGACUCGCACUACGAGGUGCGCGCCAGGGCAGUGGACGCCCUGGGAGCCGUGGCGAAGCCUUCCAAGCAGGAAGUAGUGGAAGCCCUGAUGGCCUGUGCCCAGGACUCGCAAGAGCGUGUGCGCAGUGCGGUCCAACGCUCCCUGGCGUUGCUUGCACUGGACCCUCCAGUGGGUCAGGUGGUAUUGCCUUCGCCCGAACCGAUCGAGGGGUUGAAGUCGCAAAAGGCUGCAGUGCUAAGGAGGGAGAGCACUGAACAUAAGCAGGACUUGCCCCCGUCCUUGGCCUUGCUGUUGAACAGCAAGGGUUUCUUAUGCAUGUCCCGAAGUUCCAAGAUCCUUAUGGAAGGACCCCUGCCGGCCCUCAGUGUGGCCUUCGAUGCUCUGGUGGCUGCCCCGGAUGCGCCGGUCUUCUGGCGCCACCCGCGGGCGCGCUUCGUCACGGUGACGCCCAGCAGCGUGACGCAGCUGUGCCAGGACCAUGCACAGAGGAGCUGCCGGGAAGUGCUUCAUUUUGGCUAUGAAUAUUUGGCCGAUGACAUCUCCAGCCACUUAAGGGCCUUUGCCCUGGAUCAUGUGGCGGACGUGCUCCUGGCGGAGCUCACGCGAUGUCAAAAGGUGCUGCUGACCUUCGCCAAGGCCUUCUGGCCGCGGGCACCGCAUGUGCUCUUUGUGUACGAACCCAACGCCCUGGGCUUCGAGGCCUCCGCGCUGGACGCCAUGCUGGGCGCCCUGUGCGCCUGGUCGGGCGGCCUGCUGCUGGCCACGCAGCAGGCCAUGGAGGGCGGCACCUGGGAGCGCUGGAGCCUGGAAGACGUGGCCAUGGGCUGCUGA